AUGAGGAGGGAAAGGGCUGAGGAAGAACAGAGGAAACGAGAGGAAGAGCAUGAGAACAAGAAGAGACGUGAGGAACAGGAAGAGAGGCAAAGGGAGGAAAAGGACAGAAUAAGGAUGGAGGACGAAAGGACUCAGGAAGAGAUGAGGAGACGAGAGGAGAGCGCAAGGAGAGAAGAACAGUGUCGAUCAGCAGAGAAGAGAAGAGUGGAGGAAGAGAGAAGCAUUAAAGAGGAGGAGAGGAUUAGGAGGGAGGAGGCUGAGGAAGAGAGGAGACAAGGAGAGACAGAGGAGAUGGUGAGAAGACAACAAGAGGAGCAAGAGAAAAGGAAACAGGAGGAGGAGGAAAGGAUAAGAAUGGAAGAAGAGAUGAGGAAGAAAGAAGAAGAGCGCAAGCAGUUGGCAGAGGAAAAGAGGAAACUAGAAGAAGAAGAAAUGAGGAGGAUUGAGGAAGAAGAAAAGUUUAGGAAAGAGGAUGAGAAGAGACAAGUAGAGAGAGCUAAGAAGGAAAAGGAAGAAAGACUGUUCGAGGAGGAAAUGAGACGAGAGACUAAACGGAUUGAGGAAGAGGAGAAAGUUAAAAGAGAGGAGGAGAGGAUUAGGAGGGAGGAGAGAGAGAGAGGAGAAGAGCAGGCCAGGAAGCUAGAGGAAGAGAAGGCAACACGGAAAGCAGAAAAACCAAAGAAGAAGGAUGCAUCUCAAAGCAAACACAAAGCGGCUGUGGAGACCCCUGCAGAAGUGUCUUCCAAUCCGUUUGAUGAGAAAUGUGCAACUAUUCCCUUUGAAGAGGACCCAGACUCGCCGGCUGGAGCAGACGGCAGCGCAGACAAGAUGUCCGCCAUCCAGCAGAGGGUUCAAUCUACUGCACCAUUGGUGGGAAGCAAGUCUAUUUCUACAGAUGAAAAGGAUCCUAUUAGUGCUCAGCGGGAGAGGCGGCUGGCUCCUCAGCCUCCAGGAAGGAAUCAAGACGAGAGUCAGAAGGAUGGCUUUGCACAACAACUACCACAGAUUACCAAGAAGAGUUCAGACAAAGACAUCAAAACCGUCAGUGUUCUGCCUCAGCGCUCGGUGCAAAUGAUUGCUCCUAUUAGUAGGCCUUCCACAGACGCAAAGAACACCCAGAGCUUGACACAAAGUAGUGCCACCAAAGAAACAUCAAAUGAAGCCAAACACAGUAAACGUCCUGCGCCGCUUAAACCUCUUUCUGUGGAAGAAGAGCCAUCAUCUAAACCCAAGAUAACCCUGUCUUCCGAUGGCAGCAUUUCCCAUAAAUGUCUCUCUGUGGCAAAACAAGUCCCAAUCGCUUAUGGCUUGAAUCCAUUUGAAGACGACGAAGAGGAUAUUGCACCAGAAGAUGAAGCAGCGCCCUCUAGUGGAACUGGAUCGGGACAAAGGCCUUCAGUAGCAUCACAAGCUGCAGAUAAAGAUGAUGCCUCUCAAACAAAAAUCAAACCCUCAAAAGCCCGCGCUCCUCUACCUUCUGCAAGGAAAGCUGUCACAAUGAGCCCUUUACUAAACCAAAACGAAGAAGGAGAACAUGUUACAGGUGCGACUGAUAAUGUGACCCAUGCAUCUGACCCCAAAUCAGAAGCAAAAAAAAGCCUCCACGUCCAGGAGGCUCCCCUUCGAGAGUCUCAGCCUGCCACAGUGCAGAUUGCUGGGGAGGAGGCAGGCGGGAAGAAAGGCGGAGCUCCUGUUCCUUUGCGCAGGCUUCAACCUGUGAAACCCCUUAAUCCUCUGGAACAGCAGUCGGUUUCAGUCGUUCAAGGGGAAAGAGAUACCAAAUCCUCAAGAAUCACAUGUGAAGAUCAGGAGAAAACAAAGGUCGAUGCCCCCAGUCUGAAAGGGCCCUAUUCCCAGCUUACUCGGGAGGAACUCAUCUCUCUGGUGCUCAAACAGGAAAACAAGCUUUCAGAUGGAGACAAAAAGAUAUCAGAGCUGGAGCUGUACAUCGACAACUUGCUGGUGCGCAUCAUAGAGGAGAAGCCGAGUAUUCUCAUGUCCUUGAACUCUGCGAAGAAAGCUGCCUAGGAUUUACAUCUGACACUUUAUUCAAACUGUAGCCUUCUCUGUUCAGACCCAGUAAUCUAGCCGUACCACCAAAGAAACUUAGAUGUUCUUGUGAAAGGACAUCUUGCAGAAGCUGUUCCAGUUUCAUCUAAGAACUUUUCAAAGAUAUUUUUACAUUUUUCUAAAUAUUUAGUCACCUUCUUGACACUUUGCUAUGCAUUUGACGAAUGAAUGAAUAUCUGUCAUGAAUGUUUUCAUGUUGAGCAUUAAAGUCUUUGAUGAAUGUCAAAUUAUGUCAAAUGUAAUUACUGUAUUUACUGUAUUUCAAUGUAAAAAUAAAUAAAGUUUAAAAACAGCUUUCAGGUAUCUCCGGUAUGA
Molecule: messenger RNA, 2385 nt
Organism: Notothenia coriiceps (black rockcod)
Lineage: Eukaryota; Metazoa; Chordata; Actinopteri; Perciformes; Nototheniidae
Exons: 5
Coding region: 1-2028 (675 amino acids)
Biological process (GO): regulated exocytosis
Cellular component (GO): intracellular membrane-bounded organelle
Molecular function (GO): small GTPase binding
Source: RefSeq, a predicted model, not a curated record